This is a messenger RNA of Symbiodinium sp. CCMP2456, 5304 nucleotides long. The record is from the annotation of a GenBank genome assembly. NCBI's taxonomy places the organism in Eukaryota, Dinophyceae, Suessiales, Symbiodiniaceae.
AUGAGACCCUUAGCUCAGGUCGACAUUAAUGAUCCGGUGAACCUGGGCACCUGCACGUGCGACCUGACAGAGGGUCAGUGCGAUGUGAACUGCUGCUGUGACCCAGACUGCAGCGGUCUCUCGGGUCUGGCUGGAAGUUUCAGCUGUCUUCCUGAAGGACCAGUGAAUGCGAAUGCACAGUAUUGCUACUCGAAAACCUGGUUGCACAGUGUAAACCCGCGCGUCGAUCUGUGGGUCAUUGCAGAUGAUCUGCGUGGCCUUCUCUGCGUCUCUGUGGACAACAGUGCAGUGCGCGGCGAAGUCUUCCAGAAUGAGGCAACACUGUCAUCCUCGCAGAUCGACGCUGUGAUACAGGAGAGGCAGCGAAGUACUUCGACGGCCACUGCAGCAGAUGAACAGGUUCUGCGAGGCUAUCGUGCCGGUGACGUGUUGAAGAUUCACUCGGCACUUUCUGCAGCCGGAGAGGUGCUGGCUGUGACAGGCCCUGGGACCCUGGAAGCUGCUGGCAACGUAGAGGUUGUGAGCAGCCUGCGCCUGCCGACAGCUGAUCCUCUGGGCACGUGCGCAGCUCCCGGCCAAGCAGUGAGGUUCCUGAAUGAUGUUCCUUCCGCCGGUUGUUGGCGCAAUGUGGACCUGGCCACAACUUGCACACAGCUCGGAGCCAGGUCUCGCCUGGAAAGCUUUAUGUUGCGCAGCCAGUACAUGCCGGAGGACAUGCGCUGCGGAAGUCGCUGCCUGCUGCCAGAGAUUGUGGCCUCAUGUCCUGCUGGAUCCGCUGUGGUCCCGGCUAGCACCCAGUGCACCGGCAACGCGCUGCCGCUUGAAGACCCGGUGUUCUCAGGAGGUGCUGAUUCCUGCAGCUGCAAGGGUGUCCUCAAGGAUGCGCACUACAACUUCACCUUUGGGUUCGACGAGACUCAGCAGGUAGUACGCAUCACCAACAUGGCAGUGAGCUUUACGCUGCAAGAUGUGGUCAGUCAAGGCUGCCAGGUGGUGAGCUUGCAACAAGGAGGCAGCGUUCACUUCUUCCAGGAGCAGUCGGAUGGAAGCCAGCCCGAGGCUCGAUCUGGCAAUCCUGGUUAUCAGAACGGAUUGCCGUUGCUGGUUUCUCAAUGCCUUGACUUCGACGGCUCCGGCACGUGCUCCAGUUAUGGAGCCCGUGUGGAGGCUACAGUGCCUGGUAUCACGAUGGCAGGCACAUGUCGACGUGUGAACAGCAGCAGCACGGCGGAGCAAGACGAUGCUCGAGUGCCCAUCAACUUUGGAGAAAACUCCAUGUCUGGUUGCACACUGUCUCUGACGAGAGAGGAGCUGGCAGCCUUAUGUCGCACAGGCGCUGAUGCAGCGACUGGCUUCACUGGCUUGCUUGCAAUGCUUCCUUUCGGUCGAUCUGGAAAUCGAUGGACCCAAAUUGCUGCUUUCGGCAGUGUGCCAACUUCAGCGCAAGAUCCAGCGGACUGGGUCCAGGUGGAGGAGCUGACCAGUCGCCAUGUGCAGCAGUGGCUGGUUGCUUACAUGGAGAACUACCAGAAGCCACCCGAGCAUGCCCAGCAGUUGUGUGCCUUUGCUCGACAUCGAGGUGCCCACCUUAUGUACAGAGUCGUGCGGGAUGCAAUGCUGAGUCUGACAACAGAAAGUGCUCAAAGUACGAACGCUCGGAUUGCGGGCAGAGAGUUUGAUGGUGAUCCCGGGGGUCAUGGUGAUGUGGCAACGAAAGGAGGACCCUCUUCGCCGGAUACCGAUUGGAAGGCCUUGCUGCCAAUUCCUGUGCUUCGCCGCCUCAGAAGCGAAAUCAAGAGCACAAACGGUGACAGCAUCAGGAUGACCAGGAGGGCUGCAUCUGUGCCAAGAUCGUACCGAGGGGUUUCCAGCGAGGGCCGUACCGAAAGCCAGCCUCCUCUCGAGCCGCGUCUGAGCACCCGCGUCCUGACAAAGGCAUAUCAAGCCGCGGCGAAGCAGCUUCAAGCUCACGAAGCAGCAGUACGUGCAAGUGAGAGUAUAGAGAGAUUCGGCAAGAACCGGAACCACUCGUCUCCAGAACUAACAGUACAUUCAACCUCCUGCAUGAUCUGUUUUGAGAACACGGAAUGCGUUCGAAGUGCUGCCCAACUCUGUGUUGAUAGAGGCUGUGAAGGAUGGUUUUGCACCUGCUGCCUCGCACAAUAUUUUGAGAACAUCAUUCAGGAGACGCCCUUUGCUGUACCGACCCUGCGCUGCCCGGGCUGCAAGGGUUUCGUGCCGCCUUCCUGCUGGCAAGAACACGUCACGGCGGAGACAGUGGAGAAGUGGCAGGGGAAUGCUGCAAACCUCUUGUCCUUGCGGUGCGGAGGCUGUGACGAGCCAGGAUCCUUGCUGUUGCCCGGUGUCAAGGCCGGUGACUCCCGGGAAGGCGUGGCCAGGGAGGCCUUCGGCGCGCAAGACCCGACGGCAGCAGCGGAGCUGGAGCAGAGUUGGUGUCUCUAUGAAAGAGGAGAGAUGAGCGCGGCCAGUCUCCUUGAUGUGCUGCUCAGUGCGUGGCAUCCCGGGUACGAAGACGAGGCUGAUCGGAAUGGGUUUGCGCCCAGCAAGUUUUGGGACCGCUUCCAGGCUGCUGCUAACCUCAUUGAGGAUGCCGGACUCCGUGCAGUUUUGCAGCUAUCCGUGCUGAAGAGAUUUCCGAAGACAGCAACUCUCUGCUGCAAUGAGCCGCACUGCUUCAAGUGCAAAGUAACGACCCACCACGAAGGCAUGAGCUGCGAGGAGGUGCAAGAGCAGCAGUCCGACAUGGAAGAUGGAGUGCAGUUCUGUCCAAGCUGCGGAGUUGCGACCAUGAAGAGCGAAGGCUGCAAUCACAUGAUAUGUCUUUGUGGUGAGGCUUGCCGAUGCAAGUUUGACCAAGGGCUAAUUGUUAUCCUCAGUUUGCACGAGCAUUCUGAGCUUGAGAGGGCCAGGCUGUUCCUGCAGUUCAGCAUACAUGACAUGUCAGACAUGGACUUCUUUGUGUUUCCUGCCGAUGUCCGGAGUGCAGCCGUGGUCGCAAUGCUGAAGCUGCAACUGCAAGAUGCUGCCAGCACUGUCACCUGGACAGAGGUGCCGGAGUUCAGCGACUCGGCGGGAGCACAGAAGGUCAUCUACUCAUACUUUGGAGAUGUGCAGAAUCCGCAAGCCAAGAUUGUCGGUGCGCGGUUCUCGCACAGGCUCGGGGUGCUCAGCUUCACUCUCGAAGACCCUUCUGAAAGGCAAGCGUUCCCAUUCGUCUACAGCGUUUCCUUCCUCCGUGCUGAAAGGGAUGACUUCCUGCUGAAGGUCCCUCCACGGCCGCAACUUCCAGUCCUUCUGCCCGACGACCUGUUCUACCCCUUCACCAUAGGCACAGGGCUAAGCUUUGACAGGGCACUUGAGGUUUCUGAGAUGAUCCGUCUACGAAGAAGGGAAGCUUCAGCUGAGGAAAAGGCAAGCACCGGUUUUCGCGUCUUCACAGAAAGGCCGCUGAAGUUGCUGGGUGAGAUUUUGGAGUUGGCGCCCUCCUUCGACCGGAAGGGGUGCUCCCAAACCAAGGCCCAAGCAGGCGUGCAGAACGCCAUGCUGGGUCUGUGCCGUUCUGAGAAGCCUGACUCCGGCCCGAAGCAAUGCGACGUUGAAGGCCGCAGCGGGAUCGCUUUGUGUGAUUGGAAGGCCUUGUUGAGCGCAGCUGUCAGUGCUUAUGCAAAUACCUCCACCUACUGUAGCAGGAAGCUGCGAGAGCGGGUCGGAGAAGCGACUGUCGCAGAGAAUGUAGAGUUCCUCUCCAAGACACUUUCGAGGUUCAGAAGCUUUGCGCUUACUGCGCAGAACAGUGUCGAAGAGCGCCAUGCAAACGAGGAACAGCGCCUUCAGGAGGCUGUCGCACAAGCGAAAGAUCCGAAAGUCAAGACAGCCUUGCAGCAGAGCGUCACCUCAAACAAAGAAGCGUUAGACGAGACGAAGAGCAUCUACAGCAACAUUGUCACGUUUUCUGACAGCAUGCUCUCCCUCCUCAAGAAGACCUCGUCGUCAGGCAACUGCGAUCAGCUCAUCUGCGGACUCCACGCAUCCUGCGCAGAGACCCUGAGUGGCGCCAGCUGUGUGUGUGAUGAAGGGUACAUCGGCCAGGGCAAGGACUGCAAGCCGCCUGCAGCAUUUGCACCCCAUCUUCUGUUGGGUGAGAAUGCAGUCCAUGCCAGCGACAUCCACGUCACCGCCUUCGAUGGCAACAAAAUCGCAGUGGUGUUCCGUGACGAGAACAAGGGCAACGCCGGAUCUCUGGUCGUCGGGACGGUGGAGGAGGCCGGCUCGGUAGAGCUGUCUCCCCUCGAGCUCUUCACUGCACCGGGUGCAGCAGCGUUCUCGCCAGUUGUGGCUGGAAGUGAUGGCCAAAGCCUGGCUAUCGCAUGGCGGGACAAUGCGAAAUCAGGAACAUGCAGGCUCCGAGCUGCAAAGCUUGGUGCAUCGGGUAUCCGUGGCGCUGAAAUGGCACUGACGUGGGGGCCAGCCAUGGACUUCUGCACUGGCCAGGCCCACAAGAUGUCCAUCCAAGCAUUUGACAAGAAUCGCUUCGUCGUCCUUUAUUCAGACAAGGCCCGGGGGCCUGACCCCGCGCGCACGGAGUCCUUCGGAAACUCCGUCUUGGCUGACGUUGGAGAAUCGGGCAACAUCUCCGUGCUAGGCAACUUCCGAUUCACCGACAGUGCCGUCGCCCGUCUGGAGGCCACGAAAGUCAGCAAGAACGGCUUCGUCUUGGCUGCCCGAGCCUCGCCCGCCCUCGACGAGAUGAGCCCGCAGCCUGUCAAGCAGGAGGCAAUGGCCAUGUAUGGAGAGCUCGUCGGGGAAGACCUUGUCUUCGACCCAAACCCGGUGAACCUGGAGACAGAGGGUCAGAUCUGGGCCAGGGGGGUGUCCCUGAUUGCGCCCAACACCCUUGCCUACGCUUACCAGGAUGGAAAGAAUCAGCAGCUCAAGAUCGCUGUGCUGAAUAUCCAUCCACAGACUCAUCGCAUGCAGGUGGCCCAAGCGCCUGUGUCUCUGGCAAAAGGCUUUUCGCCGUAUGUGUCCAUGCUGUCGCUGCCAUACUCGGCGUCUGAUCCAUACGCUAUGACCUACUUCCAGGGUGAUGAUGGCACCAAUGUGCUCAACAUCUGUGGUCUGAGUGCAGAGCAGAAGCUACAGAAUUGCGAGGACUUCCCGUGGCUAAAUCAGAAAGUGUCCACUGUUUCCGGUGCUUCCCUUGGAGAAGGCCGAGUCCUGAUGGCCUUUGCAACUCCGUCUGGAGUUCCGUACUACAGCCUCGUGGGCUUGUCGAAGAAAUGA